CCCAGUGCGUUCCCCGCCGCCCCCGGGGCCCCGCAGGUGCAGAGCGGGACGGGGUGGGGGAAGCGGGAGCGCCGGCGGGGCGGGGCCCGCGGGGGCGGCUGACCGCCCGCCCGGAGGCGGAGAGCGAGGGACAGAGGCGAGAGAGGCGCGUGGAGCCGGCCGCAGCCGCAGCCGGAGCGCGAGCCCGCGCCGCCAUGCCCUUGGCCUUCUGCGGCAGCGAGAACCACUCGGCCGCCUACCGAGUGGACCAGGGCGUCCUCAACAACGGCUGUUUCGUGGACGCGCUCAACGUGGUGCCGCACGUCUUCCUGCUCUUCAUCACCUUCCCCAUCCUCUUCAUCGGAUGGGGCAGUCAGAGCUCCAAGGUACACAUCCACCACAGCACAUGGCUCCACUUCCCAGGGCACAACCUCCGCUGGAUCCUGACCUUCAUGCUGCUCUUCGUCCUGGUGUGUGAGAUCGCAGAGGGCAUCCUGUCUGAUGGGGUGACCGAAUCCCGCCAUCUUCACCUGUAUAUGCCAGCAGGGAUGGCGUUCCUGGCUGCUGUCACCUCCGUGGUCUACUAUCACAACAUCGAGACCUCCAACUUCCCCAAGCUGCUGAUCGCCCUACUAGUCUACUGGACCCUGGCCUUCAUCACCAAGACCAUCAAGUUCGUCAAGUUCUACGACCACGCCAUUGGCUUCUCGCAGCUGCGCUUCUGCCUCACAGGGCUGCUGGUGAUCCUCUAUGGGACGCUGCUCCUGGUGGAGAUCAAUGUCAUCAGGGUGCGGAGAUAUAUCUUCUUCAAGAUGCCACGGGAAGUGAAGCCCCCUGAAGACCUACAGGACUUGGGGGUGCGCUUCCUGCAGCCCUUCGUGAACCUGCUGUCCAAAGGCACCUACUGGUGGAUGAAUGCCUUCAUCAAGACUGCUCACAAGAAGCCCAUUGAUCUCCGAGCCAUUGGGAAGCUGCCCAUUGCCAUGAGGGCCCUAACCAACUACCAGCGGCUCUGCGAGGCCUUUGAGGCCCAGGCGCAGAAGGACUCACAGAACACACAGGGUGCCCGGGCCAUCUGGCAGGCACUCUGCCGUGCCUUCGGGAGACACCUGGUCCUCAGCAGCACUUUCCGCAUCUUGGCUGACCUGCUGGGCUUUGCAGGGCCACUGUGCAUCUUUGGGAUUGUGGACCACCUGCGGAAGGAGAACCGAGUCUUCCAGCCCAAGACUCAGUUUCUCGGGGUUUACUUUGUCUCGUCCCAAGAGUUCCUUGCCAAUGCCUACGUCUUAGCUGUGCUUCUGUUCCUUGCCCUCCUCCUGCAAAGGACGUUUCUGCAGGCAUCCUACUAUGUCGCCAUUGAAACAGGAAUUAACUUGAGAGGAGCCAUUCAGACCAAGAUUUAUAAUAAAAUUAUGCACCUGUCCACCUCCAACCUAUCCAUGGGGGAAAUGACUGCCGGGCAGAUCUGUAACCUGGUUGCCAUUGACACCAACCAGCUCAUGUGGUUUUUCUUCUUAUGCCCAAACCUCUGGGCUAUGCCAGUACAGAUCAUCGUGGGUGUGAUUCUCCUGUACUACAUCCUCGGAGUCAGUGCCUUAAUUGGAGCAGCUGUCAUCAUUCUACUGGCCCCUGUCCAGUACUUUGUGGCCACCAAGCUGUCCCAGGCCCAGCGGAGCACACUGGAAUACUCCAAUGAGAGGCUGAAGCAAACCAAUGAAAUGCUCCGCGGUAUCAAGCUGCUCAAGCUGUACGCCUGGGAGAACAUCUUCCGCACACGGGUGGAGAUCACCCGCAGGAAGGAGAUGACCAGUCUCAGAGCCUUCGCCGUCUACACCUCCAUCUCCAUUUUCAUGAAUACGGCCAUCCCCAUCGCAGCUGUCCUCAUCACUUUCGUGGGCCACGUCAGCUUUUUCAAAGAGGCUGACUUCUCCCCCUCCGUGGCCUUUGCUUCCCUCUCCCUCUUCCACAUCCUGGUCACACCGCUGUUCCUGCUGUCCAGUGUUGUCCGGUCUACAGUCAAAGCUGUAGUCAGCGUGCAAAAGCUGAGUGAGUUCCUGUCCAGUGCAGAGAUCUGCGAGGAGCAGUGUGCUCCCCGGGAGCCGGCACCCCAGGGCCAAGCCAGCAAGUACCAGGCGAUGCCCCUCAAGGUUGUGAACCGCAAGCGUCCAGCCCGAGAGGAUUGUCGGAGCCUCACUGGCCCACUGCAGAGGCUGGCCCCCAGUCCAGAAGGGAAUACUGACAGCUGCUGUGUCCAGAUCAUUGGAGGCUUCUUCACAUGGACCCCUGAUGGAAUCCCCACACUGUCCAACAUCACCAUCCACAUCCCCCGAGGCCAGCUGACCAUGAUCGUUGGGCAGGUGGGCUGUGGCAAGUCAUCGCUCCUCCUAGCCACCCUGGGGGAGAUGCAGAAGAUCUCAGGAGCCGUCUUCUGGAACAGCCUUCCUGACAGCAAGACGGGAGAGGACCCCAGAUGGUACACAGCCCUCUGUGCAGCAGUUGUGGGUCACAGGGAUCAUAAAGGCACGCUCCUGCUGGGUUUGAGGGAGCUCAAAUGUCUAUGGAGAACUCAGUCUACUCACGUGAACUCUGAAGGUACCUCUUUCCUCCCCGGCUGCAGCCCAGAGCGGGAGACAGCGGCUGACCUGGACAUCAGGAAGAGACACCCUGUGGCCUAUGCUUCUCAGAAACCAUGGCUGCUGAACACCACUGUAGAGGAGAACAUCACCUUUGAGAGUCCCUACAACAAACAACGGUACAAAAUGAUCAUCGAAGCCUGCUCCCUGCAGCCAGACAUCGACAUCCUGCCCCACGGAGACCAGACUCAGAUUGGGGAACGGGGCAUCAACCUCUCUGGUGGUCAGCGUCAGCGAAUCAGCGUGGCCCGAGCCCUCUACCAGCAUACCAAUGUCGUCUUUCUGGAUGAUCCCUUCUCAGCUCUGGAUGUUCAUCUGAGUGACCACCUGAUGCAGGCUGGGAUCCUUGAGCUGCUCCGGGAUGACAAGAGGACAGUGGUCCUAGUGACCCACAAGCUACAGUAUCUGCCACAUGCAGACUGGAUCAUUGCUAUGAAGGAUGGCACCAUCCAGAGGGAAGGCACGCUCAAGGACUUCCAGAGGUCUGAGUGCCAGCUCUUUGAACACUGGAAGACCCUCAUGAACCGGCAGGACCAAGAGCUGGAGAAGGAGACUGUCAUGGAGAGAAAAGUCACAGAGCCAGCCCAGGGUCUGCCGCGGGCCAUGUCAUCAAGAGACGGUCUCCUGCAGGAUGAGGAAGAGGAGGAAGAGGAGGCAGCCGAGAGUGAGGACGAGGACAGCCUGUCGUUGGUGCUGCACCAGCGCGCCAAGAUCCCGUGGCGAGCCUGCGCCACGUAUCUGUCAUCCGCCGGUGUCCUGCUCCUGUCGCUGCUUAUCUUCUCCCAGCUGCUCAAGCACAUGGUCUUGGUGGCCAUUGAUUACUGGCUGGCCAAGUGGACGGACAGUGCCCUGACUCUGAGCCCUGUGGCCGGGAACUGCUCGCUCACACAGGAGUGCUCCCUGGGCCAGACUGCCUAUGCCAUGGUGUUCACAGUGCUCUGCAGCCUAGGCAUCGUGCUCUGCCUCGCCACAGCUGUCACAGUGGAGUGGACAGGGCUGAAGGUGGCCAAGAGGCUGCAUCGCAGCCUGCUGAACCAGAUCAUUCUGGCUCCCAUGAGGUUUUUUGAGACCACGCCCCUUGGAAGCAUCCUGAAUAGAUUUUCAUCUGACUGUAACACCAUUGACCAGCAUAUCCCAUCCACCCUGGAGUGUCUGAGCCGCUCUACCCUGCUCUGCGUCUCAGCCCUGGCCGUCAUCUCCUAUGUCACACCUGUGUUCCUCGUGGCACUCUUGCCCUUGGCCAUCAUAUGCUACUUCAUCCAGAAAUAUUUCCGGGUGGCAUCCAGGGACCUGCAGCAGCUUGAUGACACCACCCAGCUCCCACUGCUCUCACACUUUGCUGAAACCGUGGAAGGCCUCACCACCAUCCGGGCCUUCAGAUACGAGGCCCGGUUCCAGCAGAAGCUCCUUGAGUACACAGACUCCAACAACAUUGCCUCUCUCUUCCUCACGGCUGCCAACAGAUGGCUAGAAGUCCGCAUGGAGUACAUUGGCGCAUGUGUGGUCCUCAUCGCGGCCGUGACCUCCAUCUCCAGCUCCCUGCACAGGGAACUCUCUGCCGGCCUGGUGGGCCUGGGCCUCACCUACGCCCUAAUGGUCUCCAACUACCUCAACUGGAUGGUGAGGAACCUCGCGGACAUGGAGAUCCAGCUGGGGGCUGUGAGACGCGUGCACGGGCUCCUGAGAACCGAGGCGGAGAGCUACGAGGGGCUGCUGGCCCCGUCGCUGAUCCCAGAGAACUGGCCGGACCGAGGGGAGAUCCGGAUCCAGAACCUGAGCGUGCGCUACGACCGCGCCCUGCGGCCGGUGCUGAGGCAUGUGGACGCCCUCAUCUGCCCGGGGCAGAAGAUUGGGAUCUGUGGGCGCACAGGCAGUGGGAAGUCCUCCUUCUCUCUUGCCUUCUUCCGUAUGGUGGACAUGUUCGAAGGGCACAUCAUCAUUGACGGCAUCGACAUCGCCAAGCUGCCGCUGCAUACUCUGCGCUCACGCCUCUCCAUCAUCCUGCAGGACCCUGUCCUCUUCAGUGGCACCAUCCGAUUUAACCUGGAUCCAGAGAAGAAGUGCCCCGACAGCACACUGUGGGAGGCCCUGGAGAUAGCCCAGCUGAAGCUGGUGGUGAAGGCACUGCCAGGAGGCCUCGAUGCCAUCAUCACAGAAGGUGGGGAGAAUUUCAGCCAGGGCCAGAGGCAGCUGUUCUGCCUGGCUCGGGCCUUCGUGAGGAAGACCAGCAUCUUCAUAAUGGAUGAAGCCACAGCUUCCAUCGACAUGGCCACGGAAAACAUCCUCCAAAAGGUGGUGAUGACAGCCUUCGCAGACCGCACUGUGGUCACCAUUGCGCACCGCGUGCACACCAUCCUGAGUGCAGACCUGGUGAUUGUCCUGAAACGCGGCGCCAUCCUUGAGUUUGACAAGCCCGAGAAGCUGCUCAGCCAGAAGGACAGCGUCUUCGCCUCCUUUGUCCGCGCAGACAAGUGACCUGCCAGAGCCCAAGUGCCAUCCUAAAUGCCCCCUGCCCCCACCGCCUGCCUGGGUUUUCUAACUGUAAAUCACCUGUAAAUAAAGAGAUCAGCUGUUUCCUA
This is a messenger RNA of Manis javanica (Malayan pangolin), 5191 nucleotides long. The record is from RefSeq and is a predicted model, not a curated record. Lineage: Eukaryota; Metazoa; Chordata; Mammalia; Pholidota; Manidae.